Messenger RNA from Salvia hispanica, 825 nucleotides. RefSeq lists its product as uncharacterized. Gene Ontology annotation, biological process: defense response to other organism. NCBI's taxonomy places the organism in Eukaryota, Viridiplantae, Streptophyta, Magnoliopsida, Lamiales, Lamiaceae. The record is from RefSeq and is a predicted model, not a curated record. Gene Ontology annotation, cellular component: plasma membrane.
AUGGGACACUCCCCGGAUUCUUCACCAGACAAUCCCAAGAAGAAAGACGACCCCCCACCUGCCACUAAAGGCGGCGAAUCAUCACAAGCACCACCACAGCCACCGCCAACACUAUAUCCACAAUACCCAAAUCCGUAUGGCCCCGCCGCAUACCAACCCUACCAGCCUUACCCGCCGCCCCCAUACGGCCCUCCUUACACCCACAACGACUACUACUACCAGCAAUACUGUCGCAAUGAAUGCGAAAGCAGCGCCAAUUUCGCCCGCGUCCUUCUCAUCUUAAUGCUGCUCCUCGUCUCCACCAUCCUCACCAUGUCCUUCAUCAUGUGGUUCCUCUUCGGCGCCUCCGUCCCUGAAUUCCACGUCACCUCGCUCAAAGUCUCAAACUUCUCCGCCACCACCGCCAACUUCUCCGGAGUCUGGAGCGUCCAGAUGUCGGUCUCGAACGUCAACACGGAGCUGGACGUCCGAUUCGAGCGCGGGGUCUCGACCAUCGUCUACAAGGACUCCAUGCUGGGAAUGGCGCCGGUGGAGGCGUUUCAGGUGCGGAGAUCGCAGACAUUUGGGGUGAAUGUGACGGUGCCGUCGUUGAAGGAUCAGAGCUGGGUCCCGCCCACGCUGGCAGCGGAUCGGAGCGGCGGAUUGGUGGUGGUGAGCGUGAGGGUGGCGGUGGACACCAAUUUCACGGGGACGGAUGUGCUUUACAGACCGCAGAGGCUGAGGGUUCUGUGUGAGGAUUUGCCGGUCAGCUUUAAGUCGGCGAGCGGUGAGGGAACGAUGGGAUCCAGCUUUGGGAACAAUUGUUUCAUCCGCCUCCAAGAUUAG